AAACAAGCCAAGCUCCUCGAGUCUCCUUUCAUAAGACAGGUUUUCCAUUCGUCGGAUCAUCCUAGUAGCUCUUCUCUGUACCUGUUCCAGUUUGAAUUCAUCCUUCUUACACAUGGGAGACCAGAACUGCACACAGUGUUCCAGUUUACAAGGUCAUCCAGAUCUUCCUGUAGGAUAUCCCGGUCCUUCUCUGAAUUGGCAAUACGUCCCGGCUUUGUGUCAUCCACAAACUUUAUUAGCACACUCCCACUUUUUGUGCCGAGGGAGGUGGGUAGAACCAGCCCCCCUGAGAUGCUGCGGGGGAAGAGCUCUGGCCGCCCUCCCCCCAGCGUGGUGUUCGUGAAGACCCACAAGACGGGCAGCAGCACCCUGCAGAACAUCCUCUUCCGCCUGGGCGAGCGGCAUAACCUCACCGUGGCCUUCCCCCGCUACACCUACCAGUUCGCCUACCCCCAGCGCUUUGCUGCCGCCUUCGUGGAGCCGCUGCCGCCGGGUGCCACCUGCUACAACCUGCUGCUCAGCCACCUGCGGCUGGCAGCCAGUGAGCUGCGCCGGGUCAUGCCCCCGGACAGCCUCUACCUUACCAUCCUGCGUGACCCCGUCCGCACCUUCCAGUCCGUCUUUGCCUACUACCGCAGCACCGUACCCGCCUUCCGGCCCCUCGCCAACCACACCCAGCCCCUGGCUGCCUUCCUGCAGGCCCCAGCGCAGUACUAUGACCUGGCCGACACGGGCAACGGGCUGGCCAGGAACCCCAUGGCCUUUGACCUGGGGCUGGAGGCCGGCGGCGACGAAGGGGGCAGCCGGUGGGACCGGGAGCUGGAGCAGCUGAACCGGACCUUCCACCUGGUGCUCAUCGCCGAGCACUUCGACGAGUCCCUGCUGUUGGCGCGGGAGCUGCUGGGGCUGCGGCUGGAGGAGCUGGCCUACGUGCGGCUCAACGCCCGCCAGGGGGCCGUGGACGAGGCGUUGGCCCCGGGGCUGGCGCGGCAGAUCCGGGCGUGGAACUGGCUGGAUGUACGGCUCUACCGGUAUUUCCAGGCCGUGCUGUGGCAGCGGGUGGAAAGUUACGGCUAUACGCGCAUGAAGGGCGAGCUGGAUGCCCUGCGCUCGCUGCUGCGGGAGACCCGGGAGACCUGCCUGGCCGGGGAGGCCGUGGGGCCCGAGGAGACAGCAGACGAGCUGCGGCCCUGGCAGCCUGACACUGCUGCCAUCCUGGGCUACAACCUGCGGCCCAGCCUCCCACCGGCUCAGCACGCCAGCUGCUAUCGCCUGGUGCUGCCGGAGCUGCGGUAUCACGCCCACCUUUACUACCGCCAGUACGGCAGGGAGAUGUGCUCCCUGCCCUGUGGCUAGUGGGGCACAGGCCAGGGGGCUUUGAUAACCCACCCGUGGGGCCCAGAGCAGCAGCCCAGCCCCACUCUGAGCCACAGCCCGCGAGCAGAGCAGGAGGCAGGAGCUGGGUUUUCUUCGCUGCUUUGUCGCUGCCCACUUCCCGCUCCGGGCCUGUGACUCCCCACCCUUCGCCUAGCUAGAGGGUGAGCCCUUCAGGGCAGCGCUCGGGACUGCAAGCUCAGUGUGGGUAGCGCCCAGCCCCACCCCUCUCCCCUGCCCCUGGGGGCCGAGCAGCCGGGAGCCCCGCUCUUAGCCGGAUCCACAGGGCGCUGCUGUAGCAGAGGCUGGAGAAGCUGGAAGUGGCCCUGAUACACCCUAUGUCACCCGCACUUUCUCCUUCCAGCAGGACUUUCCCCGAGAGGCCCAAGGAGCGCCUGACUUGGGGGGGGAAGCAUCCCCGCACACUGUGUCCUGAGCUGGGGCCACCCACAAUAAAUAAACCAG
Messenger RNA from Caretta caretta (loggerhead turtle), 1839 nucleotides. RefSeq names its product galactosylceramide sulfotransferase-like. Lineage: Eukaryota; Metazoa; Chordata; Testudines; Cheloniidae. Gene Ontology annotation, molecular function: galactosylceramide sulfotransferase activity. Gene Ontology annotation, cellular component: membrane. Gene Ontology annotation, biological process: glycolipid biosynthetic process. The record is from RefSeq and is a predicted model, not a curated record.